AGAUUCACCAGUGUUCAUGCCAUCGUUCUGCAGGUGGCUCUCCUUGGUAGGUGGAGUGGAUGGGUCGGCUACCCGAAGGAUUCUGUCAACUGGUCGAGAGAGGAGAAGUUGGUAAAAUUGCCCUGCUACGAGAUGCUCUAUGAUGGAGGAGAGCAGUGCUGGAAUGGACCCAGUCGUUCCGUCAAAGUGAAAAUGAUAUUUGGAGUGGAGAAUAGAUUGGUGUCAGCAGAAGAACCACCUAGGUGUACCUAUAAGAUGAAGUUAGAAACUCCUGCAGCCUGUCACCAUGACCCAAGCAAACUAAUGGAAAUGCACACGGAGUUGUGA
This is a messenger RNA of Hydatigera taeniaeformis, 327 nucleotides long. The record is from the annotation of a GenBank genome assembly. Lineage: Eukaryota; Metazoa; Platyhelminthes; Cestoda; Cyclophyllidea; Taeniidae.